This is a messenger RNA of Peronospora matthiolae, 414 nucleotides long. Lineage: Eukaryota; Oomycota; Peronosporomycetes; Peronosporales; Peronosporaceae. The record is from the annotation of a GenBank genome assembly.
AUGGAAAAGUACGUGCUGCGUGGGGACGCAGCAGCAGCGCUAGCCGCAUCGGUCGUUGAAACAACUCCAUCUAUACUUCCGAAAAAGCGGCAGCGACAAACAACGAUCCACCACGGACACAAAGUCGUCUCGCAGGAGCACAUGCAGUACUUGAAGGAGGAGCUGGAUGAGGCUAAGACCACCACCGAUAUGCUGAGCAUUCUUGAAGCACUGGAGCAGCUCUUCGUGUCGCUGGAGAUGCUGGAGAAGACGCGCAUUGGAGUCGCGCUCACGAGACUCUUUCGACGAGCUGAGGCUCCAGAGGUGCAAUGUCGGGCGAAGAAGUUGCUGAAGCAGUGGAAAACACGAGCCAAAACGGCCAUGAGGCGCCGGGGUCGACGCGUUGAGACGUACGGACGCAACUACGCCGACUGA